AUGGUCGGGCAACGAGUAAAAAAGAGGAUUGUCAUUAUCGGAUUGCGACUCUUCGCUAUAUCUGCCCUGCUGUAUACGGCCACACGUAUCGUCAUAUUUGCACAGCUCUUCGGCAAAUUUAAAGACCAUUCCGGAAUUCGUUUGACACAAGAGGAGAUAUUCGAGGCGCAUAAUUUGUCUGAUAUACGCACCCCUGUGGUGCCGAAAAUCAUCCACCAAGUGUUCCAUAACUGGCAUGAUGCCACUGACAAACCCCUCCCCGCCAAGUGGGAGUCUACGCGACAAAGCUGCAUUGACUUGAACCCUGGUUGGGAAUACAAGCUGUGGACAUCUCAGGAUUCUCGAACGCUGAUCCAGCUCUAUUUCCCUUCUUUUCUCAGGACAUACGACGGCUACAAAUACCCCAUUCAAAGAGUGGACGUCGUUAAAUAUUUUGCAUUGCGCAAAUAUGGUGGAAUCUACAUUGAUCUAGACAAUGGAUGCUCGGCAAAUCUCGAGCCUCUUACUUAUUAUCCAGCUUUCACUAUCGACGGUGGGCAAGGCGCCUUGAGCAAUAACAUCGUCGGUGGACAGCCCCAUCACCCAUUCUUCGUCCUCCUCACAGACAAUCUUGGCCCUUGGAAUUGGAACUAUCUGCUACCCUACGUCACGGUAAUGUUUGCCAGUGGGCAGUGGUAUUUGACGGCCAUAUGGGAAAAGUAUCAUUCACUACUAAGAGAUGAUGGAUCGGUGGAGGGUUUCAAAGGUGAUUCGUGGGGGAUCUUGUAUCGGGUGCUGAACGACCUACGGCCAGGAGCUGAUCGCUUAAUCUUCUUUACGCAAGCAGUAGGGGAGUCUUGGGCAGAUUGGGAUUACCGGCUACUCAAGACUAUUGGAGACUACAUCUUAUUGGUUGUCUUGAGUGCCUGGUUAGCCGCGGGUGGGGUUAUUUGGUUCUAUAUACGAAGGAAGGCUCGACGAAGGCCCGAUUUUCAAUACGAGCCCAUGAUGGCUUGA
This is a messenger RNA of Penicillium chermesinum, 996 nucleotides long. RefSeq names its product glycosyltransferase family 32 protein. The coding region runs from base 1 to 996 and encodes 331 amino acids. Gene Ontology annotation, biological process: mannosyl-inositol phosphorylceramide biosynthetic process. The record is from RefSeq and is a predicted model, not a curated record. Lineage: Eukaryota; Fungi; Ascomycota; Eurotiomycetes; Eurotiales; Aspergillaceae. The transcript has 3 exons. Gene Ontology annotation, molecular function: mannosyltransferase activity.